CAUGUAAUUGUUACCUUAUAUCUCACCACAUGUGAAAAUGGUAACGGUGAGCUUCAACCUCGAAUGACCGCCGGACUAGUAAAGAAGUUAAUCCAAAUUUCUUUUUUGUCUCUUUAUUGGCAUUAUUUCCGCAAUUAUCCCUGAAGGUCUCAUUUAUAAAUCCUACUUUCCUACUUAAAGGUCACAUAUCUGCCAUGUCUAUCUGUUUCGGCUAGCCGCGCAAUCCAUCACUGCGCCUCAACUCUGCUGAUCGCUGUUUGUAAUUGCCGUCGCCUGAAUCUAGGACUAUCGAUAAUCAAUGAUCAAUAACCUAAUACUAGACAGCCUGUCGCAUAGGAACUUUCUCUUCUAAGAAGAGGGGACCUUCUAACUUGAAACCAUGGUUCCUAAUGCCAACAGUAGCAGUCCUGUAUCUAACAGCUCUGUGUCAUUGCAAUCGCCCAAUGCCAUCCCUCCUAGGACUUCCUCUACGGGAUACAUUACUCCCCUUCCACCCGUCAAAUCUGUUCUACGUCCUGUUCCGGAAUCUGACUGGUUAGGUCAGAAUAGCAACCGUCAUCAAAGAGGCUUCUCCAAUUUUGCUGUUCCUAUCACAGGCAUGCAUGCUACUGGCCCUCAAGACCCUGCGCGCUAUGAGACGGAGGACUUGAACUACACUUCGCGGAAAACCUGGACAGAGCAAAAGGAAAAGGUACUAAUGGGCCCCUUCGACUACCUGUUUGCUCAUCCCGGGAAAGACUUCCGUACCCUCAUGGUCAAUUCCUUCAAUGCAUUGCUAGAGGUACCACAAGAAAGCCUCGAUGUCAUCACUAAAGUUGUUGGUAUGCUACAUACCGCAUCCCUACUUGUCGAUGACGUCGAGGACAGCUCGCUAUUACGGAGGGGUCUUCCCGUUGCCCACAGCAUUUUCGGCACGGCGCAAACCAUAAACUCGGCCAAUUACGUCUACUUCUGCGCCUUACAAGAACUACAGAAACUGAAGAAUCCGAAGGCUGUUAGUGUGUAUACCGAAGAAUUGCUGAACCUCCACCGCGGUCAAGGGUUAGAUCUCUUCUGGCGUGAUACGCUUACUUGCCCUACCGAGGAAGAGUAUCUCGAGAUGGUCGGAAACAAGACCGGAGGGCUCUUCCGUUUGGCUAUCAAGCUCAUGCAGGCCGAAUCAGUCACCCCCAUCGACUGUGUUCCCCUAGUCAAUCUGCUCGGAAUUCUUUUUCAGAUCCAAGAUGACUACAGGAACUUGUCGAGCCCCGAAUACGGGCAGAAUAAGGGGCUCUGUGAAGAUCUGACCGAGGGGAAAUUCUCGUUUCUGAUCAUCCAUAGCAUACGCACCAACCCGUCGAACCUCCAGCUUCUCAACAUCCUUAAGCAGAGGACAACAGACGAGGAGGUGAAGCGGUAUGCCGUGAAGUAUAUGGAGAGCACCGGAAGCUUCGAGUACACUCAAAAAGUAAUAGCAAUCCUAGUUGAGAGGGCGAGAAAGAUGACAGAGGAGCUUGACGACGGUAGGGGGAAGAGCACCGGUAUCCAUAAGAUCCUUGAUAAGCUGGUAAUAUGAAUGGGCGUUACGACUUGACGAGAAGAUGAAAAGACGAAUGUCUAUUGGAAUUUUGGUGGGGGCUGUAUAGAGGAUCUAUAAUUCAUACCCUCCUAUUAGGGUAGGGAGGUUUGCGGGAGCGAGCUCGGUGCGGCUUAGGAUACCCUCAUUUCCUAUUUUUCAAAUAUAUAAGAAAUGUGACAAUAUAUCCAUGCUUACAUUAUCAUGACUCUGCCCCUAUGUUACUGUUAGCCUUUAAGGGCGUAAAAUUUUAAAUGGAUUUUUGAAAGUUUUUGAGUUAUAAACAAUUUAAUGUGAAUAUAAGUGAAAAUAGCGUGACAAGAGCAAUAUUAGUAUUAAUACAAUAUUAUAAAAAACGA
Molecule: messenger RNA, 1914 nt
Organism: Daldinia loculata
Lineage: Eukaryota; Fungi; Ascomycota; Sordariomycetes; Xylariales; Hypoxylaceae
Product: isoprenoid synthase domain-containing protein
Exons: 2
Coding region: 380-1555 (391 amino acids)
Biological process (GO): isoprenoid biosynthetic process
Molecular function (GO): prenyltransferase activity
Source: RefSeq, a predicted model, not a curated record